Messenger RNA from Gymnodraco acuticeps, 3200 nucleotides. RefSeq names its product contactin-associated protein-like 2. The record is from RefSeq and is a predicted model, not a curated record. Lineage: Eukaryota; Metazoa; Chordata; Actinopteri; Perciformes; Bathydraconidae.
GGGACCCCCUACACGUGGUGGGUGGGCCGGGGCAGCGAGAAGCACUUCUACUGGGGGGGCUCGGGGCCCGGCAUCCAGAAAUGUUCCUGUGGCAUCGACAGGAACUGCACGGACCCAAAGUACGACUGCAACUGUGACGCGGACCAGCGGCAGUGGAGAGAGGAUGCUGGUCUCCUGAUUUAUAAAGAGCACCUGCCCGUCAGCCAGGUUGCCGUGGGUGACACCAACAGACCGGGCUCUGAGGCUAAGCUAACGGUUGGACCGCUCCGUUGCCAAGGAGACGAUAACUACUGGAACGCUGCGUCGUUCACCACCCCGUCCUCCUACCUGCACUUCGCCACCUUCCAGGGCGAGACCAGCGCCGACAUUUCCUUCUAUUUCAAAACCAGCGCUCCCUACGGCGUCUUUCUGGAAAACCUGGGCAACACAGACUUCAUCCGUUUGGAGCUGAAAUCUCCUAAACUCAUUUCCUUCUCCUUCGACGUUGGAAACGGACCUGUGGAGCUGACGGUGCAUUCGGACACGCCCCUCAAUGACGACCAAUGGCAUCGCGUGAUGGCCGAGCGAAACGUGAAACAGGCCGUGCUUCAGCUGGAUGAAACGUACCGGGCCUCUCAGCUCGCUCCUGCUCAGGGACACACACGCCUAGAGCUGUUCAGCCAGCUCUAUGUUGAAACUGGACACAUAGACCCGGUCUUCGAGCAGUACAACACCCCGGGUUUCGUCGGGUGUCUCUCGAGGGUUCAGUUUAACGGCGUCGCUCCGCUGAAGUCUGCUCUGAGAACCGUCUCACAGCCCACAGCCGGUCAGACAGACAGGCCGCCUGCAGCCGCCUCACACGUCUCCUACCAGGGGAAACUGCUGGAGUCCAACUGUGGGUCGUCUCCUCUCACCAUCCCACCAAUGUCUGCCGCCACUGACCCCUGGCAUCUGGACAACACAGAUGCAGAGUUCCCCUUCAACGAGGAGAGAGUGAUUCCUGAUGGAGUCAACCGAGACUCGGCUAUCAUCGGAGGUAUCAUAGCGGUGGUGAUCUUCACCAUCUUAUGCACUCUGGUGUUCCUGAUCCGCUACAUGUUCCGCCACAAAGGCACGUACCACACCAACGAGGCCAAGAGCACCGGGGAGGCGGCCACAGAGUCGGCGGACACGGCCAUCGUCGGCACCGACAACCCCGAGACCAUCGAGGAAUCAAAGAAGGAGUGGUUCAUCUAACGGCCAAUGAGAGAGGACUUUGAGAGAGGAAGUGAGGCCUCAGACAGAGGAGGUUUAAUGUAAUGGCCAAUCACGGGAGAGAUGGAGGCCAUUCAACAGGACAAUAAUCUCCCAGAGAGAAGGAAAGACGUGUACAGAAAUCGUUUUGUUUGUUUGUUUUGUUUUUUAUAUAUUCAGAGUAUUAGAAGAGAAGGGGGACGGUUACGCAGCGGAGCACGGCUGUGACAGACUGAACAUGUAUAUACUAACCGGAUUGUCCUUCUUUGUAUCGUGCUUGGGAGUUUUCAGGAGUCCUUUGAAUACUGUAUGACAAAUAAUUAUACUUACUGGGUCGUGUGAUAGCACAGAUUUAUUGCCAGUCUCUGUUGCAUUUUGAUUUUAUUUUUUAACAAAAUCUUAUAUCGAAAAAGGAUCAAAUCAACAUGCCAAACUCUUUUUAUGUUAAUUUAUCAGGCUGUGGUUGCACCAGUCUGUCAACACUCACAUGCAAAUGACAUUUCCACUUAUAUCGUGGUAUUAUAGAGUUGAAUAUGGAUGCCAAAACUCACUUUGUAAAUACAAUAUUUGUGUUCUUUUUUUCUUUUUCUCAAAAGAUUUAUUCAGAGUCUAAUACAUAAACACUAAAGAGAAAUGUCAGAUCUAUAUUACGAUAUCAUGUGUCCGUCCAUUACAUUAUAUAUGUAUUAAAUAUAGAGUUUUAUGUUUAAAUCUUAUGACAUUCGAUUGUACGUAUUGCUUUCUGAGGAGGGGUUUCUCAGCAUGAUGGGAAAUCAUGGUGUUCAGCUCGGCAGCUUCUUUUGAGCCUUUGCUCAUCCAGACAUGAGCCAUCCUCUCGUUUCUUUGCCAAACACUUGAGUCUUACGUCAUUUUACAAACCGGUAUUUUUACAUCUGAGACUGACGUUGGGCUGUGGGUUUGCAGUGCGUGCAUUUAUGUUUAUGUGUAGGUCAGACGAUUUGUUUUAUUGGAUAAAAGGAGAUUGGUUCACACAGAUGAGAUCAAACAACUCGAGUUCUAUUGAUGCUCUUAAUUUCAUGCAGUGAGUGGUCAAAGAAGCAUCAAAGUCCCCCAAAAUAUACUUAAUAUUUGUUCAAACUGGGAUCCUAAUCUGGGAAGGAAAAGAUCAUAUUUGGCUUUUUAAUCCUUUGUGCCUUCGAGGUGUUGUUCCCCAGAUUACUACUAUUACACGUAAUGCAAUGACUUGCUGCUGCUGCUGCAUGAAUUCUCAUUAAUCCGAUUCAGUUAGGUAUCUUCUUUAUGUCUCCUGAUUUGAGCGAUGUGUUUAACUAACCACAAAUUCAGAAUGCGUAGGCGAUAAAAGUCCAGUAAAAGUUUCUUUAUUCUUACAUUUGAAGCAUAGAUGUGUGGGGUUUUAUGCAGCAGGUACAUUGACAGAGCUGCACGCUAUACAAAUACACAAGAGGCUUACACCCACCCUCUGUGACACACACACACACUCGCAAACAUGCAUGUUUGAUAGAGCAUGUCAAGGUUGAACAUUCAUGAGGCUGCUGCUUAGUCAACGAUGAAUUGAGCUUCACUCUGUGCCACUGUUGUCCAUCACACAAGACUUUCAAACCACUUGUUUCUCCUGCCAUCGUUGCGUGUGUUUACCUUAGCGUAGCAUUUACAGAACAACGUUGCUGCCAACUUUGUACUUUUGUCAUGAAUUUGCUUUCUGUACGUCUGUUUUGUCUCCUUUCUGCCAUGACACCCUGUUACCUGAUUGGUUGAGUGCUAGCUGCAGAUCACUUUAUCAGACAUGAGGACAGCUAGUGAACUCAGCCUGCCUUCGGCCUCAUCACAUCCAGGCGACCCAGUGACUUUCCUUUUCUUAUGAUUAUAUUACUCAGAUAUACAUAAUCGCGCCCACAUGCUCUGGAUAUGUGACUGCAGAUAACGAUGGAUUAUCAGCUCCAACAGACAUGACCCAUAUGUUUUGCUUUCAGUUGUGUUCAGUUCAAUAAAGAGUGUUUGAUCUUUAA